GGGUGGUGCCCGAGGGUGCUAGAAGGUGAAAAGUGAAACGUAGUGUAGCGAAGUGUUCUCAAAUAGCUUAUUCUAUGGACAGCAUCAGUGUUAAAGAAAGAAGCAAAUACUGAACGGGAAACGGAUUUUAGUGUAACCACCACCCUAUCUGAUCAACGCAAGCACCAGGCCAUCGGACCGGACGAAUGAUGGCGGACGAAGGAGGGCAAACGGAGUUGAUGAUGCCGCAGGCAGCGGGCGGUGUGGCAAGCAUAGCCGAAGCGUAUGCCGGCCGGUCGAUUUUCAUUACCGGCGCAACCGGUUUCAUGGGGAAGAUCAUGGUUGAGAAGCUAUUACGUGACUGUGCGGACAUCGGCCGGCUGUAUCUGCUGAUACGCGCCAAGAAGGGCAUCGAGCCGAGCCAGCGCAAGGAGGAGUACAUCCGGAACAUUGUGUUUGAUCACGUGCGCGAGAAGCACGACGAUCGGCUUUCGCGGAUUCAUCUAAUCCGCGGUGACAUACUGAGCGAGGGCCUCGGCCUAAGCGAAGCGGAUCACCGCGAGCUGAUCGACAAUGUGGAGAUGGUGUUCCAUUGUGCGGCGAACGUGCGCUUCGAUCAGCACAUCCGUCAAGCGGUCGAUAUCAAUCUGAACGGCACGAUACGGGUGUUGAAGCUGGCGGAACAGAUGCGCAAGCUGGUCUCGUUCGUCCAUGUCUCUACUUCCUACUGCCAAUGUAAUGAGGCCGUGCUGGAGGAGAAAUACUAUCCGGCACCACAGAACCCGGAAGGAAUUUCGCACAUGGUGCGUCUGCUUGAUGAUAACGUUCUGGACCUGAUCACACCGAGGCUGCUCAACAAUCUACCGAACACGUACGCCUACACGAAAGCCCUGACGGAGGAUAUGGUGUAUCAGUAUCGGGGAAAACUACCGCUGGCCAUAGCCCGUCCAUCGAUAGUAACGGCCGCGAUGCGCGAACCGUUACCGGGCUGGGGUGAAGGUACGAACGGACCGACCGGACUGUUGAUCGGUGCUGGCCGUGGUGUGAUCCGCAGUAUGCACUGUAAGCCGUCAUACCUGGCCGAUUUAAUGCCGGUGGACUUAACGAUGAAUGCGAUAAUCGCUGUCGGCAAGGAGCGGAUGAGUAACCCAAAGAAAGACGACGUCAUGUACUACAAUCUCACCUCCUCUGCCGACAAUCCGAUCAACUGGGGAGAGGUGCUGGAAACCGGGCGCAAGGUGCUGUACGAGAAUCCGUUCUGUUUCGCUCUCUGGUAUCCGGAUGGUUCAAUCAAAUCCAACUACUUCUACCACUGGCUGUGCGUAAUAUUCUUCCACUACCUGCCCGCCUAUCUGAUCGAUUUCCUGAUGAUUGUCCUCCGCCGUAAACCUUUCCUCGUAAAGGUACAGAAGCGAAUAUCGGGCGGACUGACGAUACUGCAGUACUACACGACCAAACAGUGGAUCUUCCAAAAUAACAAUUUCAAAUCCCUGUACCAACGGCUUUCGGAGGAUGAUCGGAAACGGUUCUACUGCGAUGUGACCGAGAUCAACUACCAGACCUAUUUGCACGAUUUCAUACUCGGUGCACGGCAGUACAUCGUGAACGAGGCACCGGAAACGUUGCCGAAGGCACGGAAACUAUUGAGCAAGCUUUACAUCAUGGACAAAAUCGUACAGAUCGGUCUGUAUCUGCUGGGGCUGUGGUUCGUUCGGACGUACUUUGAAGUCGUUACCGGAUCGAUUCAGUUUGUGUUUGAUUCCGUUAUCGAUCGUUUGCGGGCUAGCAUGUACGCGCAUGAUACGACCACCGGUAGCAGUCGAGUUGGCUUGUGAUUACGGCCCAGCAAGCAUUCGCACAUCGAGUUGGAAAACGUGCGUUCGAACCAAAAGGAGUGACGAUCGUUAGAUGUACCUUUUUGUUUAGCUCGUGAAUCAAACCGGCACGGUGCACAUACCUUACAUAAAUAGUAUGGCACAUGUAGCUACCCUUUUUUGCUUUCAUCUCUCAGGCAAGGGCCUUGUAGAGCGGCACGAUCUAGGGCCAGAAUCCGAAGCACACCAGGCUACGCUAUCCUUCAUAUCGCUUACCCUAGCCAGCAGCUGGGUAGCGUUCGGUGGCAAUAUACUCAAUUUUCCUUUCGUUAACCUUAAGCUAUGCACCCGUAUUGUGUUAAAAUUUAUAGUCAAUAAACGUUUUUCGCAUUGAAGUUGAGCAAAUGUGGUAAAUGCUGUUGGCAAUAACGUACCGGUUACCUGAAGUCGCCAUUAGUCCGAUAAAAAACCUUACUUUGUCCUCAUGAAACCAUCGGAAACAGUCGAUAACUGUACUUUUAGCAUUGAAACACUUUUCAGAACAUAAAUGAUGCGAGAAAAAUCGAUAUCAAGUUUUUUUUAACAGUUUAUUUUUCAUUGUUAUUCAACUGGAAGUGGAUUAUUACAACCUUACCAGUUGGAACGCAACACACGCUUGCGGACAGUUAAAGCAGAACAAACAGCGAUAACGCAACAUUCAGAUUUUUUGUGCUUCAAUUUGCCAAUUUAUUCAGACACUCAAAGUGUGUUCGUUUUGUUGGGUAAACGUUUUCCUCUUUCUAUUCCUCCCUAUCUUAUCUGCAACGUUAUUUGAAUCACACAAACAGAAAAGGUAGCAACAA
Anopheles aquasalis is the source of this 2635-nucleotide messenger RNA. Its product is annotated as putative fatty acyl-CoA reductase CG5065. Gene Ontology annotation, molecular function: alcohol-forming very long-chain fatty acyl-CoA reductase (NADP+) activity. NCBI's taxonomy places the organism in Eukaryota, Metazoa, Arthropoda, Insecta, Diptera, Culicidae. Gene Ontology annotation, biological process: long-chain fatty-acyl-CoA metabolic process. The record is from RefSeq and is a predicted model, not a curated record. Gene Ontology annotation, cellular component: peroxisome.